AUGGUCGUCUACUCAUUCCAUAUCUUUGACAGACACACUGAGUGUGUCUACUCGAAGUCAUGGCUGCCAUCAUCUGCAGGCCCCGAAACCGCAGCCCCCGUGACAUCCUCCGACGACGCAAAGCUCCUAUUCGGCACUGUCUUCUCCCUCCGCAACAUGGUUCGCAAGCUCGGCGGCGAUGACGACGCAUUUAUCAGCUACCGCACAUCCCAGUACAAGCUGCAUUUCUACGAGACGCCUGCCAAUCUACGAUUUGUUAUCCUCACAGACACAGCGACGUUAAGCAUGCGUAAUGUGCUGCACCAGAUAUAUAUCAACCUAUGGGUGGAAUAUGUGGUCAAGAAUCCCCUGGCUCCAGUGGAACAUAAGGGUGGCGACGGUGUCAAGAAUGAGCUCUUUGAGCUCGGUCUUGAUCAGUUCAUUAGAGGUCUAAUGUGA
Fusarium sp. VM40 is the source of this 438-nucleotide messenger RNA. The record is from the annotation of a GenBank genome assembly. NCBI's taxonomy places the organism in Eukaryota, Fungi, Ascomycota, Sordariomycetes, Hypocreales, Nectriaceae.